Messenger RNA from Symbiodinium pilosum, 639 nucleotides. The record is from the annotation of a GenBank genome assembly. NCBI's taxonomy places the organism in Eukaryota, Dinophyceae, Suessiales, Symbiodiniaceae.
AUGGAUUCCCUCAGCCAACAAGGAAAAGAGAAGGCAUUUCAAGUCAUGAAAAAGCACGAGCUGCCACCGGGAACACGCUUGGUUCCUGGGAAGGGCGUUUUCUCGAUAAAGCCAGACGGCAAAGGCUACCGAAGGAAGACAAGGUUUGUUGCUUGCGGCAACUAUCUGCCUACAGAGGAGACAGGUGACCUGUACGCCGCAGGCGCCGACGCUACUACCCUUCGCGCAAUUCUGUCGUACGCCGCCGGGCGACCAUGGGUUUCAGGCACCACAGACAUUCGCCAGGCAUUUGUGCUCGCUCCCUGGAAAGGCGAGCCCGAUGCCGAGCUUCGCCAGGCACGUUGGGAAGUGGAUGGUACUGAGUACUGCUUGCAGCAGAUGACGUCAGAUGACCAACUCUGGCGCGUCACCCAGACCUCCAUCCUGGCGGACGGGACCGUGAGCGAAGCCAGCACCUUGGGCUUCAUUCUUGUGUAUGUCGAUGACAUCUUCACUGUUGGAGACUCCAAAGUCAUGAGCGGUUUUCACCACUGGCUGUCUCACAAGUGGGAAUGUGACCCUGUAGCUAUGUUGACCCCUGAACAACCUGUUCGUUUCCUACGGGGAAAUUCAUCUGGGAGAGGGCCGCGAUGGAGGUGA